AUGUCUUCUGAAAUGGGCUUGACUUCCAUAUUUGUGCUGUUGUUUUGCUGGUCCAGUGUUGCAAAUGGAAACACUGCACCUGAUAUUGUGGAGACCGUUUACUCCACUUGUGAGGACACCCCAAAAGGUGCUGUUGCGUUCCAAAUUCUUGCAACUGAUCUAGACGGUGAUCCUCUGACCUAUUCAUUGGAUGGGCCUGAAGCCGUUUACUUCACGGUGGAGCCAUCCACCGGGGUUGUGAGAUUGGCCAUGGAACUGGACAGAGAGACAAAACCGUUCUUGGACGAUCUGGUAGCCGUAGUUGGUGACCCUCACAAUUCGGUCAAAAGGGUCAGAAUAUUGGUUACAAUAACCGAUACAAAUGACAACAGACCUAUUUUUGAAGAGGCUACAUAUGAUAAAAGCAUUCCAGAGAACACACUGGUUGGCAACACCCUGUUCAAAGUAAAGGCCACGGACGCUGAUGAAACACUAGUUACCUACAGCAUUUCAGAGUCUGUUCCUCGUUCAGGCCUGGAUGUGUUCAGGGUUGACAGGUUUGGUAGUGUCAUACUCAAGGAUAAACUGAACUAUACAUCAAUAAGCACUUUCUAUCGGUUAAAGAUCAAUGCAACGGACAGUGGAAAGAAAUGCUACGAUGAUGUGGAGUUCAGUCACUCCACUCCGGUCUUUGCCUUCAUCACUGUUGUGGAUGUCCCGGACCUGGAUCCACGGUUUAUUGGCAUUCCCUACUCAGCAUUAGUGGAGGAAAACACAGCAACAGGCCAUACUGUGUUAACUGUCACCGCUGUUGACCAGGACACAGGGAUCAAUGAUGACAUCAUUUACAGCAUACAAGUUUCUCCUGGAGCCGAGCUGUUCACAAUUAACGAGAAAGGAGUUAUUACUGUAAACGGAAACAUUGACAGGGAGACAAUUGGGGACAAUGUGCAACUGAUUGUCAAGGCAACAGAAAGAGGAGAAAACAUCAAUGGAGUCCAUGCCAGUGCCGCGACCGCAGUCAGCAUCAGCAUCACUGACGUCAACGACAACAGUCCUGUGUUCUACAAGUGCGAGGAGGACGAGUGCACCACGGCCAACAGCUUCUCUGGGCAGGUGCCGGAGCAUUCCUUAGGAGCUGUUGCCAUCCACAUGACUGUGAAGGAUGCAGAUAAGAAUUCCCAAACUGAACUCCACCUGGAGGGGCCCCAUAAAGAUGUGUUUUCAGUGGAGCCUCCUGUGGUCUUUUCCGAGAGCAUCGUGCAGCUGCUUGUCAAAAGCCCAAAAGACCUGGACUAUGAAUUAACCCAAGAAAUGUCUUUAACGGUGAUAGCUGUGGAUCGUGGAGACUCUUCCCGUCGCACCACUGCGGAAGUGACCAUCACCAUCCUGGACAUCAACGACCACAGCCCCACCUUCACCCCAGACCUGUACAGCGCCCAUGUACCCGAACAUUGCUCUGAUGGGACCCCAGUGAUCAACAUUACUGCUCAAGAUCCUGAUACAAUGGACCAGGGCAAGCUCACAUACCGACUUCUACCGGAGAAUAUACUGAAGUAUUUUGAUGUGAACACAACCACUGGCUUAAUCUUUGUGAAAAAUGGAGAACUCUUGGAUCGUGAAUCUAGAGCGUUGUAUUCAGUGACGCUUCAGGCCCAAGACUCGGAGGGAAAACCGGGAAACGCCGUCAUCGACAUCAGCGUGACCGACAUCAACGACAAAACUCCCGUUCCAAACAGAAACAGUUACCAAGAGUUUGUGUUGGAGGGACAAGAUCUGCAAAAUGUCAGAGUUGAGGCCACAGAUGGAGAUGAGCCAGACACUCCAAACAGCCAGCUGCUGUUUAGCAUUGUGCCUGGCCCCUUCAGUGAGAACUUCACUAUUGACCCUGACAGUGGUGUCUUAACCAACAAAGGGCCACUGGAUCGAGAGGCCAUUAACCCAACGCUGAAUGGAAAGAUCGAGCUGAAAGUGAACAUAUCGGACAGGGGCCUGCCUCCUCUGUCCACUCUGGUCCAAGUCAUCAUUAAUGUGCAGGAUGUCAACGAUAACAAACCAAUUUUUGGGAAGUCGUCCUACAGUUUCAGCGUAAAGGAAGGCCAAAAAGGUGCAUUUGUUGGCUCUGUUGAUGCAAAAGACAACGACCAAACAACAGAAUUUAACCGUAUCUCCUUCAGCAUUAUUAACGGCGCCUUUGGCAGUUUCACGGCCCGCAGUGCUCUGGAUGCUCCCAGCUACAUCGGUAACAUCAACGUAGACCCAGACAUCGAGUUGGACUUUGAAAGUACCCAAAAGACCUUCAAGCUCGAAAUGGAGGCAGCAGAUUUUGCGCAAGAGAAAGCCAACAUUUUUGUGACCGUACACGUGCUUGACAUAAAUGACGAGAGGCCUGUGUUUAAACCAUCGGCUCCAGUCAGUGUCGAGGAGAAUAGCAAAGAAACUGCGCCGAUUGCGAGGUUUACCGCUGUGGAUUUGGACGGCAAUCACUCCCUGGUUUAUGAGCUGCUUUCAGUUAAAUGUAGAUGCGAUGGAGAAGAAAUGCCGUGUGACUGGUUUGAUGUGGAGAAAAGUGGGUCCGUCAUAGUCAACCCAAACGCCACUAUUGACUACGAGUUGUGUGACCAGGCCACAGUGGAAGCUGGAGUAACGGAUGAAUACACAGAAAAAGGAGAAGCCGACAGCGAGGAACCAGGGAAGAUGGUGAUUAACAUUCUGGAUAUGAACGACAACGCUCCAGAGUUUGUGGCCUCAAAUUCAUUAUUUGUUUUGGUGUCUGAAAGUGCAAGCAUGGGUACCUCAGUUGCUGCAGUCAGUGCUACAGACAAAGACUCUGGAAAAAAUGGCCAGAUUGAGUUCAAAGUUUCAAAAGUGGAAUACAAAAACUUGAAUGGUGACAUUUCUAAAAAAGACAACCUGUUUGAGGCCACCACAACGCUACAGAAUGAGAUUUACGUUGGAAUUAUUCAAUCCACUGAAGAACAGGAUACAACAAUACAGGGUAGCUAUUUGGUAACAGUCGAAGCCAAAGAUACUGGGGGUCUCACCAACACCACUGUUCUCGAAAUAUUUAUCAUUGAUCGAAGCUUCAAGUUUGAUCUAUAUUUUGACGCUUCGGUUCCAACUAUUAAUGCGCAGAAAUCAGAAAUUGUAAGAGAUCUCACGGCCAUUGUUCAAGCAGCGGUGCAUGUGGUUACUGUCAAAGAAGACUCUUCUUCAGAAAGGGCUCAAAGUACUGCAAUCAUGGAGGCCUACGCCAUAUAUGCAAACGGGACCGCUGUUAUGACAAACAAUGUGCAUACAUUAUUGUCAAGACCGGAAAACUUUGUAAUAAUGAAAAAGCAUGGACUCCGCUAUGUUGGCACUGCGGAGCCUGUGGAGCAGAAGCAGGACCCACUGAUGUUUGCCCUGUAUGGAAUGGUUGGAGGCCUCAUCAUUGUGACCGCCGUUCUCACCCUGUCUUUUGUGUGCACGCGCAGAAACUACAGGAGGAAACUCAGAGCAGCUAAUGCAAUGAAGUCUGCAUCAGCGGUGUCUGAAAACCAAAGGGGUCCAGUCGUACCAGGCACCAACCAGUACACCAUGGAGGGAGCAAACCCUGUGCUCAACCUGAACAUUGACUCCUCCAUUGCACUGGACCUGAAUGAAGACAGUGAUGUAGACAAACUCAGCCUCAAUUCCCUGGACAACAGCAAUGAUUCAGCUGUGUAUGAGAAAGACACCAAGCCCAUUAUGAAGAAGAUCCAGGAGGAGGAUGAGGAACAGGGACCACCCAUGUACAUAGAGCCCUUGGGUGCAGCUUUAGCACAGCGGGGCCAGAAGAUUAGCAACAAUCCUCUUCUGGGCGAUGAUAAUCCCAUAUUUGACACCACAGACCUGUGA
Molecule: messenger RNA, 3858 nt
Organism: Knipowitschia caucasica
Lineage: Eukaryota; Metazoa; Chordata; Actinopteri; Gobiiformes; Gobiidae
Source: the annotation of a GenBank genome assembly